AUGCUGGCAGGCAUCCAAAGGGCCCUCCCAAGACUCACACGAGCGCUAAGCGCGGCUGCUUUGGCAGUUCAACCGCACCUGCAAUUCCGCCAGGAGACAGUCGCCCUUCUCCCUGUGCUCCUCUUACCGCGACAGGGGCUGUUCUCGCAAUGCGGCCAGCGCAGAGGCCUGCACCAGUCGGCUCAGAAAAGGUCAUCGUCGGGUCAUUCCGAAACCACCGAUUCUAGGCUGAAAGAUGCCGGGAGGCAGAUUAUCGACGACUAUGCCCGCUUGAGGGAUAGCUACUCCGCCCCGCGAUACCCCAUCGUCCUAGCCCACGGCCUCCUAGGCUUUUCGGAGCUCCGUCUUCCCCUCCCCUUCCUACCACCAAUACACUACUGGCACGGCAUCACCGGCGCCCUCCGGACCCUCUCCCCCUCCCUCCAGAUCGUCACCCCAACUGUGCCCGCCUCCGCCUCCAUUGCCGUACGCGCCGAAGCGCUCGCCGCCUCCAUCGAGGCCGAAAUCCCCCCGGACCAACCUGUCAAUGUCAUAGCACACUCCAUGGGCGGCCUGGACGCCCGGUACAUGAUCUCCGUCCUGCGGCCCCGCCUUCGCGUCGCCUCCCUCGUCACCGUCGCCACCCCGCACCGCGGCAGUCCUUUCGCCGACUACAUGCUCGGCCCCGUCCGCCUGUCCUCCUGGUACCCCCGCAUCGGCCCCGCCCUCGGUUCCGGGUCCGGAGACGCCUUCGCCCAGCUGUCCCCGCGCUAUCUCGCCCAAGACUUCAAUCCUUCCGUCCCCGACGUCCCCGAAGUUCGCUACUUCAGUUUCGGCGCCUGCGUUCGCUCCGAGGACCCUCCCGGUCUCCUCAGCCCGUUCCGAUUGAGCUGGCAAGUCGUCAACGACGCCGAGGGGCCCAACGAUGGGCUCGUCAGCGUCGCGAGCAGUCGUUGGGGCGAAUACCGCGGUACCCUCGUCGGUGUGUCCCACCUAGAUCUCAUCAACUGGACCAACUGGCUCCGCUGGGAGGCCCGCCGCCUCUGGACGGGGCGGAAGAGGACCUUCAACGCCGUGGCGUUUUAUCUAGACAUUGCCGAUAUGCUCGCGAAAGAGGGCCUUUGA
Messenger RNA from Sodiomyces alkalinus F11, 1104 nucleotides. RefSeq names its product alpha/beta-hydrolase. Gene Ontology annotation, molecular function: triacylglycerol lipase activity. The record is from RefSeq and is a predicted model, not a curated record. The transcript is spliced from 2 exons. The coding region runs from base 1 to 1104 and encodes 367 amino acids. Lineage: Eukaryota; Fungi; Ascomycota; Sordariomycetes; Glomerellales; Plectosphaerellaceae.